UUGUAGUUUAGGUCUUGUUUAUGUGUUGGUAUGAGUCUCUGUUAGAAUUAAUUUUGUACUCUGCUUCUUGUUUCCCCUGUUUGUCUGUAAAAAACUGAAAAUCUGGUAAUGAAUUUUAACAUUUUUACCAAAAAAAAAAAAAAAAGUUUAUGCAUGCAAGUUGGUUAUUGGGUUUCUGCAAUGACGUAAAUUAAUAAUUAGAAGCAGUUACGUAAAUUAAUAAUUAAAAGUGGGAAGAAAGGUAAGGGUAUGAUUAUUGGGAAAGACCUUACUAGGUUCUUAAUAAAUAUUUAAUUAAUAAAAUUAAGUAAAAUAGUGUAAAAGCACUAAGAGGUGUUCGUUAGGGCAACCAUGUCUUUAGAUUGAAGGUCCUUAGUGUUUUUUUUAAUGUUAUUUGUAGUUAAGGACAAUCUUAAGGACUUUUAAAGAAAACAUGGAUUAUUGGUGGGAGUUAUUUUGGUCUUUAGAUUUCGUAGACUCCCAAUCGGCGGAGAACCAGAGGCGUUUUGAAUCGCCGUCAAGAGGGAAGAGAGAAGCAGGGAAGAAGGGACGCGGCGGAGGACGGAAUCUACUGGGCCAAAUCAACGAAAAGGCUUCGAUUCGAAUCGCGGUGAAGAGUCGAGAGAGAAGAAAGGAACAAGGGGCGCGGCGGAGAUCGGUGUCUACUGGACAAAAUCAACGAGAAAGGCUUCGAUUUUGCCUUGAAUCGUCGGAGAACCACAACAAUCUGUGGUUUUCGCCGUCGAUAGUCGAGAGAGAAGAAGUGAAGAAGAUGAAAGGGAUUUCCAUCGCGAACCGGGGUUAACCCUCACCGUCCUGAAAGCAUAUCACGUCACGACGCGUAGCAAUAAGGACGCGGUGAAAAAAUCCCUUAACUAACUAACGUUCUCCGUCUUUUUCAUUAUUAUUUAUUUAUUUUUAAACAUAAUUUGCUAAGGACUUUGACUUAAAUACGCCGAUAAUCAUGUCCUUAGACCAUCUGCAAUGGGAGUCCGUUAAGGAUCCUUAGCUCCACAUCCAAUGUUUAUCAGAUUAAAAAACUAUUAUUUGAGUAACAUAAUACAAGGAUUGAUCCUUACAUAAGGAAUUUAAGGAUCAAAUCCUUGUCUACGUGGUGGCUAUGACUUGUAAACAUUUGACUUGUAAACAUUUUUAAACUUGUAUCAUAGACAUUUUUAAACUCUAUCACACUUAUAUUAAAUGAAACCUAUAGUUUUAAGAAGAUAAACUUAUACAUAAGAUAAAAAAAACUAAUAGAAAAUUUUUAGCUUAAAAUUUUUUUUUUUUAAAUUGAAAUUGAAUUUUUAAACUUAUACAUUUUUAAACUUCUAUUUUCUGGUAUAUUUAUUUUUAAUCAUGCAAUUAAUAAAAUUUCAAUUUCAAUUUAAAAAAAAAUUAUUAUUUUUUAUUUCUAAGAUCUCCUAAUUGGGGAUCACCAUUGCGGAUGCUCUUAUGUGUCUUAUUUAAGGGACAUUUCUUACCAUCUCUUAGCUAAAAGCUGUUUUUUUUUUCUUUUUUCCUAAUUCUUAAUUAUAGUAAAAUACUUGUCUAAGGGAAUGUAAUAAACAUGGCCUUACUUAUUUUGCCAUUUUGGAGUUACUUUAAAAAAAAAACUGAUUAUUUCAUAACUACUUCUAAUUAUAUACUAACUUUAACCACGUUCUUUUUUUCUAUAACCUAAGCAGUUAUAACAUUUCAAUAGAAUAAAUUUAUUAUUACAGUGCAGGUUAUGUGUAGAAUAAUUAUUAAUUUUGUAAAAAAUACAGGUAUCAAGAAAAACUGAAUAGUUUAUACAUAUUUCCCCCUUUUCACCAGACUCUCAUGAUCAAAGUUAUUAAAUAUGUAUCAAGUCUUUUCAGAUUAUCAUUUCUUUUUGAAUAUCAUAGUCAUAUUAUCUCCCGUCAGGACCCUCACAUGAAAACUGAGUGUAACCAACAUUAACAAUUAAUACGGAGUUUGGUUCCAACACAACAUUCCAAAGUACUCUUUUACUGUAUGGGUUGCUAUUCCAAACAUGCUUCCCACUGGAGACCGCAUAUCACAGUGGAGUGGUGUUGCUUCAUCUCUGUGCAGUGCCACUUAUGUAUGAAUCACCCAGAAAACAUGCAAAACCAUUUAUUCUACCAAUGCCGAUACUCUGCAGAAGGUUGGAAAAGCCUCACCUAUAAGCUACUGUCUACCGAGUACACUCAUCAAUGGGAAGAUAUAGUGCUGCUCCGUACCAAUCAUCAGAGAAGCAAGGUAGAGUUGUUUCUUCUCUGAUAUGUUUUAAAGCCUCCUUAUAUACCAUUUGGAAGGAAUGAAAUGGGAGAAAAUUUGGAGAAUUGCACAAAUCAGCAGCAAGUCUCGUUAAACUCAUCAAUAACCAAGUCAAAAACCGUAUCUCAAGCAUGACAACAAGCGAGGACUCAGUCCAUCGGAACUCGGAAGGCCAUGUCAACAUAGUUCUCUUUUAGAUAUUCAAAAAUCUCAAACACAAGCAACUUUAGUUGUAAAAAGCCCUUUUUCACAAAAAAAAAACUUUAGAUGUAAAAAGGAUUUUUGUUGGUUAAUUUUUUUUUAAAACAAUUAAUGCGGAGUUUCGUUAGGUAAAUAAAAUUAAAGUGGCUUGGUUUCAUAUGAAUCAGUCAAUUCGUGAAUUACCCUUUCACGGUUGGUCUAAUUUACCAUAUCAGAUUGAGUCAUGUUCGACCCCAUACAACUCACUAUCCUAAACACAGAGACAUAGAAACCAAGAAUGUAACAGACGAGGCAGACACAAACAUCAAAUUUUUUUUUUAUAAAAUUUUAAAUUUAUUGAUCACAAAAGAAUAUAUAUAUACAGCUAUAAGGAGUUUAAACACUGAAUUUUAAUGGAACGGCUAGAGUAUUAAACAUGAGCCGCAAACCAUCUAUUCAUCAAUCCAUGUAACCUUGGGUUGGUGGAGUAUUUGGUAGAAGUACGAUUCCGAACAGUUUUGUCGAUCAUCUUUGCAAGCUGGUCGACUGUCUUACUACUGGUGUGACACAAACAUCAAUUACUAUCAUGUAACACCCAUGUCAACCUCCAAAAGUCUUAGUACGUAUCUUCAGAAAAUAUAGCCAGAAAUUAUAUUCCUCAAGAACUUCACAUUUUUGAUACAUUUUUAAGCAAUUUAUAUUUAUUUGAGAUAACAUUUCUUUCACCAGGUGCUUCUUUGUUAAUGAUUCUUUAACCAUAUAAAAAAGAAACAAAACGGGAAAUUUGUUUUUACAAACUUUAGCAAUGUUUUAAAAACCGGAUGAGACAUUUACUCGGCAUUGUAAUAUAUAUGUAUAGUUAUAAAAUUAUUUUUAUAAAAUUUUAUAUCAUUACUAGAAUCUAACUAAAAUUGAUACAUAAAUAAAAUGAAAACUUAAAAUAUAGUAUAAAAAUAUAAUGAAAACUAAUUUAUUUAAAAAUAAAAAUAUCUUUUUAGUGAAAUAUUCUUAAAAAUUGCAAUUUUUAAAUAUUUUUAACUUAAAUUGAGAAAACCGAGUUUUAAUAUUAAACCGGAUCACCGGUUUUACCAAAUUUUCUGGUUUAACUCAGAUCCAGUUUUUAGUACAACUUAAAACUGGUUAAAAGAGCGAAUUAUGGUUCGUCCGGUCCGGUUUUCAAAACACUGAACUUUAGUAAAAGGAGAACGAACUGGUCUAAUGGACAAUGGACUACUUUUGCUAUCUAUUUUUUCUUUUAUUGGAAAAAUCACCACCAAUUGUAAUGGUGAAUAAUAUCUUGCGUGAAUUAUGUUGAUUUCAAGCUGAGGACAUCUUGAAACAAAAGCAUAAUUAAUAUUUGAUUUCUGAAACUGUUUUGAGGGCACAUUCUAUUGGAGAAGCUUAGAAGUAAUUACUAAAAAGUGAGAAGGACAAUAUUUGACCAGUUUAAUAUCUUCCCCAUUUCACUCUUGGAGAAGCCAAUCGAUUGAUCCGGCCAUAAGAAUCACGUUGCUAACUAAAACGUCACAUCGAGCUCCUAGAAGCACUCGAUCUCUAUAAAUAGCAAGAAACCCCCAAUCCUUAACAAUAUAUACAAACACAUUUUUUGUUUUAACAACUUACAAACACAUUUCUUCUUUUAACAACUUACAAACACAUUCUUAAUAUAGGCAACGAUGGCAGAAACUACGCAGAGGAAGAGGGAGGUGUUUGCGACCAAGAAUGAAUUGUCGGUAGCAUUGGCUAAGUACACUGCUCAUCUCUCGGCCAAGUUCUGCAAGGAGAAAGGAAUUUUCACCGUUGUUCUCUCCGGCUGUGGCCUCAUCGAUUGGCUCGGCAAGUUGUUGGAAUCACCAUACAAAGAAUCAGUCGAAUGGUCAAAGUGGCACGUCUUUUGGGUGGACGAGAGGGUCUGUUCACAUGAAGAUCAAAACAGCAACUACAAACUCGCCAUGGAUGGUUUUAUCUCCAAGGUUGGGAUUCCGAAGGAGAACAUCUACGCAAUCGACAAACAAUGUGCCGCUGAUGGUGACGCGGAGCGUUGUGCGACGCUCUACGAGGAGUGCUUGAGGAACCUGGUGAAGGAAAAGAUACUCCCACUAUGUCCAAAUGGCCAAUUUCCUCAGUUCGAUCUCCAGCUCCAAGGGAUGGGUCCUGAUGGCCACAUGGCGUCUCUCUUCCCGGAACGUCCUCAGAUCAAUGUGACGGACAAAUGGGUCACUCACAUUACCGACUCCCCAAAACCGCCACCAAGGAGAAUCACAUUGACUUUACCGGUCAUCAACUCGUCUUUGUACAAUCUUGUGGCCGUUUGCGACGACAACACAGAGCAAUGUGCACGCUCCAUCGCUGAUAUCUUUAAGCACAACAAUCUCGCCUUACCUGCUGCUCAUCUUACUGCCCAAGUCGAACAAAUGUGGUACCUUGACAAAGCAGCUGCUUCAUUGCUUUAGAGAGCUAAACACAUUAAUAAAUGGUGUCCUUUAUAUGAAUAAUAAAAUAAUCUCUCCAAGUCAUGCUUUGUGGAGCGUGUUGUUGGAGUUUGCUUGCUUGCAUGUGUGUCGAAUAACCGGCUAAUAAUGCAUUUUGCGUA
Brassica rapa (field mustard) is the source of this 5032-nucleotide messenger RNA. RefSeq names its product probable 6-phosphogluconolactonase 5. Gene Ontology annotation, molecular function: 6-phosphogluconolactonase activity. NCBI's taxonomy places the organism in Eukaryota, Viridiplantae, Streptophyta, Magnoliopsida, Brassicales, Brassicaceae. Gene Ontology annotation, biological process: pentose-phosphate shunt; carbohydrate metabolic process. The record is from RefSeq and is a predicted model, not a curated record.